AUGAAAACUGUUUUAAAACUUUCGUUUAAACUUUCUGAGUCAAUCGUCAAGUUCCUUUUCAGGUUCCUUCAGGAACUUCAGGGAGAUGUUCCCAACAAUCUCGGAAAUCUUUCUCGCUUGAUUUCUCUUGAUCUCAAUUCUAUUUCUCUUGUUCAUCGUGUAUUUACCGAGGACUAUGAUUUCAAGCUUAAUGUAAGAAGUUUGUCAUGGCUUUCACGCCUAACUUAUUUGAGAUUCAUGAAUUUGAAUGGCGUAGAUCUUGGUAAAGUCACUGACUGGCUCCAAAUCAUUAGCAACUUACCACAUUUAAGGGUCCUUCACUUGGAUGAUUGCAACCUUCCUGCAUUACCUCCACAAAUACCAUCAUACCAAAAUUCAUCAACUACUCUUUCUGUUAUUAGUCUUCGUCGGAACUAUGUAAUUGAUGAUUCAAUAUUCAAGUGGUUGUUCAACCCUUGCAUAUCUUGA
Chenopodium quinoa (quinoa) is the source of this 468-nucleotide messenger RNA. RefSeq lists its product as uncharacterized. The coding region runs from base 1 to 468 and encodes 155 amino acids. Lineage: Eukaryota; Viridiplantae; Streptophyta; Magnoliopsida; Caryophyllales; Amaranthaceae. The record is from RefSeq and is a predicted model, not a curated record. The transcript is spliced from 2 exons.